AUGCCCACGGGAGCAGCGGCGACGUCUCCUGCGCAGUUGCCUGCUUCUAUCGACGACGAGGAGACGUUUCGACUCGUCGAAGAGAAAGAGACUUUUUUGUGGACAGAAAAUGGUCCAGGUAGAGCGCCAUCCAGUUGGCAGUUCCCACAGGAGCGGCUCGUCUGUGCCGCCCUGCGCUGUCCUGAGCAGGACGCUGGACUGUGGACGCGAAUCACGUUCCGCUGGCUGAAUGCACUUCUAGAACUGGGAAAAAUCAAACCUUUGGAACUGGACGACUUGUGGUCCUUGCCCAGCAUCGAUGAUCCUACUAGGAUUAGUGCUCGGUUCCAGGAAACCUGGAAACGCCGCUGUGAACGCCACCAGUACCGGCCCCGUGCUCGUGACCAUAGCCAGGGUCGAGCCACGCGUGAAGCGCCGCACGUACCUCAUCCGCGUGGCAUUUGCGGGCUCUUUUCACAGCUUCGCCUUUGGAUACUGCACAGGUCUGGAGUAGCGAUGUCGCCCACAGAUCCCGAGGAGGAGCAAACAAACCACGAAGCGUUUCUGGCUUCACCGCAUACCGUUGCGAAGUCACCGCGUCCUCUGAGCGUAUCUACUGAAUGCCGCGAAGAUGUCGUACCGAAGCGACCGGAACAAGGUCUCGGAGCGGUCGUGCUGGCCCUGUUAGACGCGUUCGGAGGGCGCUGUCUGGGUUCUGCACCACUCAAGCUGUGCUAUGAUCUGCUGAACUUUGUAGGGCCACUAGCGCUGGAACGCAUGCUGCAGUUCUUGUCGCGUGGUGCACACGAAGAAAGCUCUCUUGAAGGCAUGCUCUGCGUGCUAGCACUUUUCACUGCUCCAAUGUUGCAAUCGAUCUGCCUACACCAGUAUUUCCAUAUGAAUUACCGCGUUGGGAUGCAGGCACGGGCUGCACUCAUGGAUGCCAUUUAUCGCAAGACACUUCGGUUGAGUGUUUGCGCCCGCAACCAUUACGGAGCUGGAGACAUUGUGAAUCUGUUGGCAGUGGAUACCCAACGCGCAACCGUGGACCUGACCCCGUACCUGCACAUCAUUUGGUCUGGUCCGUUGCAGAUCAUCAUCGCCAUGGUGUGCUUGUAUCGAGUGGUAGGUAUGGCGGCCUUUGCGGGCUUCCUGUUCAUGGCGGCGCUUAUUCCGCUAAAUGGCUGGGUAGCUCGCUUAAUUGGGCAACAAAGUCGAGCGCUGAUGGAACGCAAAGAUGAACGGAUUCGACUGCUCCAUGAAAUCUUGUCGGGUAUUCGACAGAUCAAGAUCAUGGGCUGGGAGCAGGCCUUUUUUGAACGCGUUCAGGAAGCGAGGCUGCGGGAGACGCAAGUUUUGCGUCGCAAACAACUUUUAGAAGCGUUCUCGAACUUUUCUUGGGCUGCUGCGCCUGUCGCAACGGCGCUGGUAACUUUUGGCUGCAUGGGUGUGGGCCCCAGCGCGCAGCGUUUGACGCCCGCAACUGCCUUUGGAGCGCUGACGCUCUUCAAUAUCUUGCGUUUCCCGCUGAGUGUUUUUCCGGACGUGCUCAGUUCCCUUAUGGACGCCGCUGUGAGUCUACGGCGGAUCCAGGCCUUUCUCUGUCACUAUGAGGUACCGGAGCGGUUCGCGUUGGAUGCAGUGGAAACGGAUUCUGCUUCGAGCGGCACUGAGGUAUCCGAGACGCUCGCUGGACGGCCAUCCGUUGCUCGAAAGGCGACCAGUAGUUUCCUCGGGGGUGGACCAGCGAACGGACUUGAUCGUGUGGCAAACUCGCAGAGCGCAUCCAAAGCAGCAGCAGCAGACGUGACACAUUUUCCUGUUGCAGGUACCGAAACGAUGCGAUCCACUGAUGCACCGGCAGAGGCUUCAUUGUUUAUUGACGCAGGGUCAGCUGCAACCCGCGAGACACCGGGUUCUGAGUUGUUGCGAGUGCCUUCACUGCCCUUUUUAUCGGAUACAUCCGCAGCGCGAUCCACAUCGCUGCAAGAACACCAAGAGUCUCGUCUGCAUCAGCGGCAGACAACUGCAAGUCGAUUGCUUCCUCCGUAUGGUACGAGUUUCCGCGCAGGGCACUGGAACGAAGCGACGCCUGGAAUGGAAGCUCCAGGCGACGACGUGGUGAUUUCGCUACGCCACAUGUCGUACGCUUUUGAGCCUCUGCCGAUGCAGCUUGAUGCAUCGCUGCUUCUGGGAGUACCUAGUGUACACAGUAGCGCAUCUGGGCAGUCGUCUAUGGGUGGAUCAUCACUAUUGGUGCCCCGCCAUGAACUGGCAGCGUCAAUUCAGAAUCUCGAUGCAGUAUCGUGUUCAUUCGGAGCCAAGCACAAUGACGUAGACCGUUCGACCUAUGAGGGCAGUGUCGUUCAGGGUGUCCAUGGCGGCCUAGUGCCCGACGACAAGGCCGUUGACCAGACGACGGCAUCUGUGCAUCUGGGGCAAACGUUCCGCAACGCAGCCGCAUGUGAUCCGGAUAUGGAUACGAUUAUGGAUAUGGAUACGGACACGAAUACGGGCGCCGGGCCUUUCGCUACAAAUCAGGCAGGCACCGUUCCGUCUCGGAAAAAUGCGCUGAAAAAUACCCCGGAGAUGACUGAAGCGUCUCCAGGUCAGGGAACUUUAUCGUGGGUGCUCCACGAUAUCACGUUGCAGAUUCAGCGCGGACAACUUGUGCUCAUUUGUGGUGAGGUCGGAAGUGGAAAAUCCUCUCUGUUACUGGCCAUUCUCGGUGAGCUGUAUGGCUAUCCAGCGACUGUGGAGGCUGCGAUGAGCACCACUUUCGAAGCCAAAACAACCCGGUCGUUUGCUUCGUCGUACCAGGGCGCCCAUCACCUCGUUCGACCAACGACGAUCGGCUAUUGUCCACAGGAGGCGUAUCUCAUGAACGCCUCGCUCCGCGAGAAUAUCCUCUUCUACACACCUCUGGACGAACAAAGGUACCGGGAAGUGCUCGAGGCCACAGCGCUGGUCGACGACCUUGCCCAGAUGCCCGCCGGAGACCGCACAGAGAUUGGGAGCAAAGGCAUCAACUUGAGCGGUGGUCAGAAAGCGCGAGUUGCCUUGGCGCGAGCACUCUACUCAUGCGCCUCACUCUUGCUGCUGGAUGACCCGCUGUCUGCAGUAGAUGCCACUGUGGGUCGUGUUCUGUUUGAGCGAGCGCUGUGCGGCCCGCUGGCUCGAGGUCGCACCCGAAUCCUGGUAACACACCACCGCCAGUGGCUUUCUCGUGCCGACCUGGUGAUCGAACUUGCGGGCGGACGCAUUCAGCGGCACAGCGUUCGUCCGCAACCGCUGAGGAUCCCCAGGGGGAAGCCCCGGGAUCAGCAAGCGUCCCCCAUACAGGUAUCGCUUUUGUCGGAUGCCGAGAACGAUGAGAAACAGCUGUUAGCUUCCGGCGACAAAGCGGGUGCUUUUCGAGUGCCAACGUCGCGGGCAGCGGAGCCACUCGUCAUGGAACACAGCAAUGAGCUGGAGGUAUCAGGCUCUUUCCCGCUGGGCACUAUUGAUGCUACUGCUGGUGCUGGGCGUGGCGCCCCUGAAGAUGCACUCGCUGCGGAACACGCUGUCGGAGACCUGCCCCUGAGCGAAGUGUCGAUAGCGCAGUCGUCGCGACCUGGCAUAGAGCAAGGGGCGACGCCGCACGCGAAAGGCAAUGCGUUCGACCAGUUCGCUGACAACAAUGACAACGACAAGUAUGCGUUGCGGUCUAGGGCGACGUACGCGGUGGCGAGCAACCACGAGAGUCCUGCAGAUGGUGCAGCCCCGUCUGCGGAUCCCGAGUCGAUGCCCGAAGCCCCAGGCACUACCUCCCAUCAACUGGUUACAGCAGAGAAUCGAGAAACCGGAUCCGUGAAAAGGACUGUUUACCUCGCGUACUUUGCAGCAGCAGGUCGGUUCCUGUUAGCAGUAACGAUUUUGGCGUCAGUGUUGGCACAGGUUUUCCGCAUCGGAACAGAUUCAUGGCUUGGUAUCUGGUCUGAGGCGGGCUCGCGAGCUGCCACCAGCGCUGCGCAACGAACUGGUGCCGAUAAGCGAAACCCCUCUACGCCCUCUGGGUUGCCUACGGGUGCCCCAGGGCUUGGGCAUGUCCCGAAAAUGUCUCCAGGGGUGCGAACCCGUAUCCAAAAUCUUAUGACGCCUUCUGGAUCACAUCUCGCUGCCGAAGAGCAUCAAGUUGUCUCUGUGCUAACUCCGGAUCAGGAGCACAGAGGGUGGCAACAGUACCAACAACAUCGCUCUUGUGCAGAUGCGCUUACAUCACGCUACCAGCAAGGACGCUCGUGGAAGCAAAGCAUAUUCUGGGGGUUCCCGAACCGUCCGAGUCGUGAACGCGCAGCUGAGACGUCUCGGUCGGAUUCGCAGCGCGUACUCCACGCGACAUCUUUCUAUCUGGGGAUUUACGCCCUGCUGAAUUUAUCCACCUUGCUGAUGUUGUUAGCACGGUCCAUUCUGGCAGCUUUGAGUACGCUGUCUGCUGCAAUUGGUCUUCACACGCGCUUGCUGCAGGUCGUGCUGCGGGCACCGACGAUGUUCUUCGAUACAACUCCCGUGGGCCGGAUCCUGAAUCGUUUCAGCAAAGAUCAGGACGCCCUCGAUGAAGACCUCCCCUAUGCGCUGCUGUCUUUCCUGAACUGCAUUCUUCAGGUUUUGGGGGUGGUCUGGGUGACCAGCACGGUGACGCCUGUCAUGCUCCUGGUGCUGAUACCCACUGGGAUUCUCUAUUACCGCCUCUCGCGCUACUAUCUGUGUACGUCGCGCGAGUUAAAACGACUCGAGGCGCUCAGCAAGUCGCCAAUCCUUGCACGAAUGGGAGAAACAGCUGCCGGAAUACCAGUCAUUCGAGCUUUUGGACUCGUUCGAGAACAUGUUCAGGUCUUCCUCGAGGCAGUGGCGGAUCAUAUGCGGCCGUACCUCUACUCCGUUGCCUGUAAUCGUUGGCUGUCUUUCCGACUGGAGAUGCUCAGUGCAAUGACGGUGUUCGCCACUGCACUCGCUGUGUUUCUCUUUCGCCGGAGCCUUAGUCCGGCGGCGGCAGGUCUUUCGAUAACCUAUAGCCUCCUGGUGACGCAGACACUCUCAUGGCUGGUUCGGAUGACCACCGAAGUCGAGAACGGUAUGAGCGCUGUGGAGCGCAUCCUCUGGGAGAUUCCCAGUGAGGCGCCUGCGUACAUCGAAGGCUCCCUUCCAGCGCACUGGCCAAGCGAAGGACGGGUCGAGUUUCGCGACGUCUGGAUGCGUUAUCGACCAGAGUUGCCGCCAGCGUUGCGUGGGGUGUCGUUUACGAUCCUUCCUGGACAACGGGUUGGUCUCAUAGGUCGCACCGGUGCCGGCAAGUCUUCCAUUGCACAGGUGCUAUUUCGCACUGUGGGCGAUCCGCUACAAGCCGGAGCCGUCAUCGUGGACGGGAUCGAUAUCAGCCGAGUCGGGGUGGCGCAGUUGCGUGAACGCCUUGCGAUGGUCACCCAGGAUACCAUUCUUUUCCGCGGAACGCUCCGAGAAAACCUGGAUCCGUUUCAUCGCCAUACUGACGCGGAGUUGUGGCAGGCGCUGCGGUACGUUAGCCUGGCGGAAAACGAUACGCAUUCCGCGUGGGCGGCUGUGGACCGAACUGCGACGAAAACUGCUGUGGCUGGUUGUCGCCACGGCGACACGAGCGCCCACACGAAGACCGGCACCGAUGCAGCCGUGAACGCCGCCGAUGCAGUUGCUGAGCACGGAACGCUCGCAGCGCAUGGUGCAAGCACUGCCGCUCUCAAGCAGCAGGAAGAGCAGGCGCGGAGUAUGCCUGCGUUGAAGUCGAGUAACCGGUUUCCGUCGUUAGAUACCCACAUUGCGGAGGGUGGCUCUAACUUGUCCGCAGGCCAACGGCAGUUGUUGUGUUUAGCACGAGUGCUUCUGCGGCGACCUCGUGUCCUCGUCCUGGACGAGAGUACCGCGAACCUUGAUUACCGUACAGAUCGAGCGAUCCAGCGGACGAUUCGAGCUUGCCUACAGGGCUCGACACUCCUCAUUAUCGCACAUCGUAUGGAUACGAUAUUGGAUUGUGAUCUCAUCAUCGGUCUCGCCGCAGGGCGUGUUGUCGAAUGCGGGUCACCUGCGUCGUUGCUACAGCGUCGAGACUCGCUUUUCUACCAACUGGCUUGGGAACAAGGUGUUCUCGAGCAGAUCACUUCGGGUACGUUGUCGUAG
Messenger RNA from Cyanidioschyzon merolae strain 10D, 6168 nucleotides. Its product is annotated as ATP-binding cassette, sub-family C, member 2. The transcript has a single exon. Lineage: Eukaryota; Rhodophyta; Bangiophyceae; Cyanidiales; Cyanidiaceae. The coding region runs from base 1 to 6168 and encodes 2055 amino acids. The record is from RefSeq and is a predicted model, not a curated record. Gene Ontology annotation, molecular function: ATP hydrolysis activity; ATP binding; ABC-type transporter activity. Gene Ontology annotation, cellular component: membrane. Gene Ontology annotation, biological process: transmembrane transport.